CUAGAAUGAUAAUGAAGUUACUGUGGCUAGUGAUAUGGAUACUUCUGAGAACACAGAAACAUCAAAUGGACCACUGCUCCCAGUUGGUUGGCAGAUGCAUAGCUACUGCAAGCCUGCUGUGAAGCAGAAUCCUUACACAAAAGAUGAAAGUGAUGAGAGUGACAGUGAAAGACAUCUGUAUUGUAUCUGCCGGACAAAGGAAACUAAUCGUUUCAUGAUUGGUUGUGACAAAUGCAAUGAAUGGUACCAUGGAGAUUGUAUCAGUAUUACAGAGGAAUAUGCUAAAAACAUACUGCAAUUCUUCUGUUUACUUUGUAGAGAAAAAGAUUCCAGCUUGGAAAUAAAAUUCAAAGAGAAAGAAAAAAAGGACAAGAAGAACAAGCAUAAAGAUGUAAAGAAGGAUGAUGGUGAGAAAAGUACUAAAAAGUCAACACGUCGUUGCGGGGAAUGUAUCAAUUGUUACAGAACAGAAGACUGUGGACGUUGCGACUUCUGCAAGGACAUGAAAAAGUUUGGUGGUCCAAAUAAAAUUCGGCAGAAGUGCAGACAGAGACAGUGCUUGAAUUUUGGUUUGGUUUUGGGAAGAAAGCCUCAACAUCAAGAAAAACAUGCAACACGAUUAAGUGACACAGAAGAUAAAGAUCCCACUUACAGCCCACCAAAGAAGCCAAAAUUAUCCUAUUCCGAUGUUGAUGAUGAUUAUGAACCAAACCUUAUUAAGAAGCUAUCUUCAAAAUCUAAACACAGUCGUAGCACAGCAGGAAAGGCCCAGAAGAAGACCAAAUUACGUUUAUCCACAAAGCACAAGAUGGGAAAAGAUGACCAUCGAAGGGAGAAAGAUAAAAUCUUUGGUCAGUACGAAGGAGAAUCCAUGAGACAGUGCUAUGGACCCGGUUGUACAAACCUAGCCCGCUCUUGCUCCAAAUAUUGCAGCGAUGAAUGUGGUCUAAAGCUAGCCACAAA
Molecule: messenger RNA, 963 nt
Organism: Limulus polyphemus (Atlantic horseshoe crab)
Lineage: Eukaryota; Metazoa; Arthropoda; Merostomata; Xiphosura; Limulidae
Product: CXXC-type zinc finger protein 1-like
Exons: 8
Biological process (GO): positive regulation of DNA-templated transcription
Cellular component (GO): Set1C/COMPASS complex
Molecular function (GO): zinc ion binding; DNA binding
Source: RefSeq, a predicted model, not a curated record